UCCGUGACGGGACCCGAUAACGUCACUUGGUUUUUGUUUUUCCCAGUGUAACGUUAACUGAUUACUGUGCGUGCCGUUAAUCAACUAUGUAAUAUUAAUAUAACACAUUUACGUGUUGCCAAGUAAAAAAAUCUUUCUUUUUUUAACGGACGAUAUUUAUAGGCACACAUUAGCCAAACUAGUUGAGUUGCCCUUGUAAUCUUUGCGGUGCGGGACAGAUUGACAUGAUCCAAACAAUCCCAGACGUCCGAACUGGAGAGGAGGUACAAAAGUCUGGUUCUUCCUUCCACAGGGAGAGAUUGGAUGGAUCUCCGAAAUUUCAAAGACUCCUCUGUGCUUCCUUCAACCAGGACAUAACGUCUUUGGUUGUUGGUUGUAAGGAUGGCUACAGACUUUUUUCUCUGUCCUCUGUUGAAAGAAUGAAUUGUAUUCAUCAGAGUGUCGAAAGCCCUGAUGUGUACAUUGCAGAACGGCUCUUCUCCAGUAGUCUAAUGGUAGUUGUGAGCAAAUCUACACCAUUCAGAAUGAACAUCUACCAUUUCAAGAAAGGCACAGAGAUCUGUAACUACAGCUACUCCAGCAACAUCCUCGCUGUCAAACUUAACCGACAGAGACUUAUCGUUUGUUUGGAGGAGGCCCUGUACAUCCAUAAUAUCAAGGAUAUGAAACUUCUGAAGUCUCUUCUCAACACGCCACCAAACCCCCGAGGUCUGUGCGCACUUUCUGUAAAUUAUUCCAACUCAUACCUGGCAUACCCUUACAGUUUCACUGCCGGAGAAAUUGCCCUUUAUGAUGCUUUGAAUCAGAUUAUGGUGACCACGAUCUCUGCUCAUGCCAGCCCUGUGGCAGCCAUCUCAUUCAAUGCCUCAGGAACCAAUCUUGCCAGUGCUUCAGAAAGAGGCACUGUUAUAAGAGUUUUCAGCAUACCCGAUGGAGUCAAACUGUUCGAGUUCCGCAGAGGAAUGAAGAGGUACGUUAGCAUCAGUUCUUUGUCGUUCAGUGCCAAUGGAGAGUUUCUGUGUGCCUCUAGUAACACAGAGACUGUUCAUAUCUUCAAACUGGAGCCCCACAGUCCCAGUAAGGUUAGUCCAACAUGGUCAGCAUAUAUGGGAAAGAUGUUUUCUGCUGCCAGCACGUACCUGCCCUCUCAAGUGUCAGACAUGAUGCAUCAGGACAGAGCGUUUGCUACCGUCCGUCUCAGUGUGUCCGGCAUGAAGAACGUAUCGGCUCUUGCCAUUAUCCAGAAGGUCCCACAUCUUUUGUUGGCUUCUUUAGAUGGUCAUCUCUACAUUUACACUUUAGAUCUCCAGGAAGGUGGAGAGUGUCAUUUAGUCAAGAAACACAGAUUGUUUGACAGUGAUGAUGAAAAUCCAGUGGUGUCAGACAUAGAUGUUGGUAGCCCAUCAUAUGCCGCAACUGUUGCCACAACCGCACACCAAGACUCUCCAUCCUCCAGUUCACUCACGGGUUAUUCUGAGGAUGGAGGUGCAAAGAAAGGAGAGCUGAUCCCAGAACAUGAGUUUGCAGAUGGACCGGUCUGUCUCGAUGAUGAACAGGAGUUUCCUCCAGUUAACUUUCAGAAUACCUGAAGAGUAAACUCCAUGUGUCUUUUUAUAUCUUCAGGACUUUGGGUUUCAUUUUGGCAGGUCUUUCUGUUUUUAAACUACAUCUUUAAAGGAUGUGGCAAACAAAGUGUUGUAUGCAGUGCUGGAUUUGGAUGUUUAGAUCUUAAUAUCAUUAAGUAAUUUUUAUUUUAUAGCAAGCACAAAACAUCUGACUCCAAAAGCUUAGGCAGCUGACUUGUUGUCUUGCUGCCUCAUGAGGCAAUGACUUUGGUGGCAUGAAGGCAGCUCUGGCAAAGGCAUUCGGACAGACUUCAUAGGCAGCGUAAUCGAGUUCUGUUUGAAAUAUAAACAGAGAGCGCCUUUGCUAUAACCAAUCCCAUAUUUGAAAAGUACAAUACUAAUUUCUCGCUAGAAAUGCAAUCAAUAGGUGUGAAAACAAAAAUGAAAACUUUAUUUUCACUAAAUUUGUGCUUCAGCCGCUUUCUUGGUCGCCAUUUUUUUUUUUCAAACUCGACCAGGCUUGACCAAUCACAUUACUCGUGCACACACACGCAUAGAAUUGUGGGACAGGACAAUGAAGGCAUCUCAGGAGACAGGAAGUAAACCUAACAUUGGAUUUAGAUGUGCCUUGAU
Paramisgurnus dabryanus is the source of this 2198-nucleotide messenger RNA. RefSeq names its product WD repeat domain phosphoinositide-interacting protein 1. Gene Ontology annotation, molecular function: protein binding. NCBI's taxonomy places the organism in Eukaryota, Metazoa, Chordata, Actinopteri, Cypriniformes, Cobitidae. The record is from RefSeq and is a predicted model, not a curated record.